AUGAAUGUAAUCCCUAGAGGUGUAGGGAAUUACACCGACUUUCAUGGUAUCACAGCCAUUAGCAAGGUUGUCUCCUUUCUCUACCGAAUAUCAAUUUUUUCCCCUAUCUUUCUUCCUAUUUUACUACUGUCCUUGUUAACAUCUUGCUGCACUUCUAAAAUCCCUAGUGCUAUUCUCACUAUGGCUUCUUCAUCCUCUUUUCACCAUGCUUUAACAGUCACCAAUAUCAAGAACCAAGUCCCAUUAACGCUUGAUAUGGAGACAGUUCAAUAUUCAUCCUGGGUUAAACUCUUCCGUUUGACAUGUAUCGUAUACAAUGUUCUUGAUCAUAUUGACUCUACAGCUCCUCGUUCUUCUGAUAUUGAUACAGCAUUGUGGAUGCGUCUCGAUGCAGUGUUAAAACAAUGGCUAUAUGCCACAAUCUCACCUGAUUUUUUACAAACCAUUCUCAAACCCAACGCUACCGCUCACGAGGUAUGGACCCGUGUAGAAGAACUCUUCCAUGAUAACAAAAACACUCGAGCAGUUUUUUUAGAAACUCAAUUUAAUAAACUUGCUCUAUCUGAUUUCCCUAAUGCAUGAAGCUACUGUCAGCAAAUAAAACUUCUCGCUGAUCAACUCGCCAAACUCGACCAACCCGUUUCAGGUCAUAAGAUGGUCUUGCGCUUCGUUGCUGGCCUUCCGAAAGCCUAUGACACCGUAGCCACUAUGAUUCAACAAUUAGACCCUUUACCAAAUUUUUAUCAUGCCCGCUCUAAGUUACUCCUAGAAGAGUCACGACAGGCCCAAAAAAAUGAACCCGCCCCCUCUGCUAUGGUUAUACCGCCACCUCCCUCCAACAUUCCUCCUACUCAAAAUUUCGAUUUUCCGAAAUCCAGUAAC
Messenger RNA from Amaranthus tricolor (Joseph's coat), 882 nucleotides. RefSeq lists its product as uncharacterized. The transcript has 2 exons. Lineage: Eukaryota; Viridiplantae; Streptophyta; Magnoliopsida; Caryophyllales; Amaranthaceae. The coding region runs from base 1 to 582 and encodes 193 amino acids. The record is from RefSeq and is a predicted model, not a curated record.